AUGGACUCGUCGGCGACAUCAUCCGCAUCCGCGGCCCCCAACAUCACACCGUCCAAGGAGCAGCGCCCGGCCCCGCGCAAGAAACGAUGGGCCCCGAGAGUGAGAACCGGAUGCUGGACAUGCCGAUCUCGCCACGUAAAAUGUGACGAGGCCCGGCCCAUUUGCAUGCGCUGUCAAAAAACCCAGCGAAAAUGCGCCGGCUACCUCGAUCCAAUAGGUCCCUCGCUACAGCUCAGUACGGCGCCCGCGGGUUGCUGCCCCGAGGGGUUGCGUCUCAACAGCUACUUCCUGCAUCACCUGGUUCGCUCCGCGGCCGACGAGUUCGACUGCGACUACUGGCGCUACUACAUGCCCCGAUUCACGCAGACCGUGCCCGCGAUAUGGCACGCGACCAAUGCGCUCUCUGCCCUGAUGUGGGCAGGCAACGGCGACCCGGCAGCAGCCGGCGCCGACUGCGCCAAACUGCACAAGCUCGCCGUCGUGCAACACUCGGCAGCCAUGAACGACGUUUUGCGACUGACGAGGAAAAAUACCCUGUCUGUCGCUGACAAGGCCGUCAUUGUCGUGGCCAACUUUUUCUUCUGCGCCAUUGCCGGCCAUCCAGGCAACAUUGAGACCUUCAUGGCCAUGCACGGCAAAACUGUCCGGCUCAUUCGUCAUUGGAGGUUUUGGGAGCUUGUCGACUCUUCCGCUGAAGCAAUGCAUCUAUUUCAUCUGUUCAUCAAGUCGGUCAGGAUCCGUGAAGAAUCCUUGCUGCUGACUUGCCAGACGCCCGGCGAGGGCUGGGAAGACGCCGUCGUCUUCCUUCAAAAACGGCCACUUGGCUCGGUCAUAAAGGCGUACAUAGAGCUCGAAAUGCUGUGGAUUAGUUUAUAUGCCGUCUUGGAUGGAUUCUUUGUCCGAUCUAGCGCAACCAUGUUAGACGUAGAGGCGACGAAUACGCGACGCGCCGAGCUACAACCGCUGUUCCUGAUUUGGGAACGACGGUAUCAGGCUUUCCUAUUUUGCACCCCCAAUAUUCACCCCGUGGGUGCUGCUGCGCUGAGUGUGCGGUACAUUCUCACCCGGAUUUGUUUCGAGAUGCAUCUUCAGCCAUUCGAGCAUGUAGCCGAAGAGACAUGCUGGGACCCGUUUGAAGAAGAGUUCACCUUGGCUUGGCGCAUAAUCGAGGAGACUCUGACCGCUCCAGCAAGCUUCACCAAAUCCUCGCCAGCUCGGUUCAGACCUUCCCUGCGCACGUCGCUUCAAUUCAUUGCUCGGUAUUGUCGGAAGCACAGUCUUCGUCAUGCUGCGGCUGCCCUGCUCCGCUCGGAACUGCCCAAUGGACAAUCGGGAAAGCCUCCAACCACACCUCUUCUUGUUGAAAGCAUCAUCACAUUAGAGGAAAGCGAAUCGAAAACUUGUGGUCAAGUUCCAAGAUGCCAGCCGGGAGAGUUUAUCUGCAAUUGGCACCGUGUGGCCAAAGUACAUGCAAUAUCGUUGGAGGAGUCAGAGUGUCACGAGUUCCAGUGUCUAACAGUUGGGGACAUUAUGGAUGGCAGGCCGGGGACCACAGUCCGUUCUACAGCAAUACUUUGGGCUUAA
Messenger RNA from Cordyceps militaris CM01, 1584 nucleotides. RefSeq names its product C6 zinc finger domain protein. Bases 1 to 1584 code for a protein of 527 amino acids. Gene Ontology annotation, molecular function: DNA-binding transcription factor activity, RNA polymerase II-specific; zinc ion binding. The record is from RefSeq and is a predicted model, not a curated record. NCBI's taxonomy places the organism in Eukaryota, Fungi, Ascomycota, Sordariomycetes, Hypocreales, Cordycipitaceae. Gene Ontology annotation, biological process: regulation of DNA-templated transcription. The transcript has 2 exons.